AUGGCGCGUCCCGUUAACCAGCAAAUCGCGGCCGCGUUCGUCCUUUCCCGUCGCUCGCCCAUAGCAAAAUUUGUCACGGUAGGCAUGACGGACACUACGGUCGCGGCGGGAGUGACGGCGAUCGUCGACCCGCUGCUUUGCGCCGUCGUUUGCGCCCCCGUCGACCCCGCGCACUACCUGCUACUGCAGCCCGCCACCCGCGCGAUUUCCACUACUGCAGCUCGUCGCCCGUCCCGUCGCACUGCCACCCGUCGCCAGAUCCCCGCCACCCGUACGCACUCCGCUGCCCGUCGCCAAGUCCCCGCCCGCCCUCCCGUCGUCUUCGCAAGUGCUGUGAAGGGAGUGGCGGGGGUGGCGAGAGUGGUGGGAGUGGCGGGAGAAGCUGCUGCUACGCCAUUGCACGCGUCAAAUCGUCCGCGACCCGCACCCAGCACCCAGCCCGUCGCCCGUACGCCACCUGCACCCGGCACCCCACCCGCCGCCCGUGCGCCACCCGCACCCCGCACCCCGCCCGUCGCCCGUACGCCAUCCGCAUCACGCCGACGUCCGUGCCCCCGUCCGCGAGACCCGUCCGAACCCCGUACCUGCACCCAGACCGCCGUUCUGCCCCAGAUCCCGCCCCCCCCCGCCGACAACUGCCACCCCACCCCCAUCUCCGGCUCCGUAUCCAGCGGGAAGGGGAGGAGGUGUGGUGUUGGCCCGAAGGGGACGGCUGGGGGAGGGGGAGUGGCGGGGUUGGCGGCUCAUUCUUACCCGUGCUGUCCGUACCCGGUUGUGCCCCGCCAGUCUCACCCGUGGUGUCCGUACCCGGUGCCCCCCGUGUUCCCGUGCUGCCCCCCGUGUUCCCGUGCUGCCCCCCGUGUUCCCGUGCUGCCCCUCGUGUUCCCGUGCUGCCCCGCUCUCCCCGUGCUGCCCCGUUCUGCCUGUGUUGUGCCCGUUCCCGUGCCGUGUUGCCCCGUUCAGCCCUUGUCCUGCCCCGUUCUUCCUGUGCAGCCCCGUUGUCCCCGUGUUGCCCCGUUCUGCCCGUGUUGCCCCGUUCAGCCCGUGUCCUGCCCCGUUCAGCCCGUGUUUUGCCCUGUUCUGCCCGUGUUGCCCCGUUCAGCCCGUGUCUUGCCCCGUUCUGCCCGUGUUGCCUCGUUCAGCCCGUGUCCUGCCCUGUUCAGCCCGUCUUAUGCCCUGUUCUGCCCGUGUUGCCCCGUUCAGCCCGUAUCUGCCCCGUUCAGCCCGUGUUGCCCCGUUCUGCCCGUGUUGCCUUGUUCAGCCCGUGUCCUGCCCCGUUCAGCCCGUGUUCUGCCCUGUUCUGCCCGUGUUGCCCCGUUCAGCCCGUGUCCUGCCCCGUUCUGCCCGAGUUGCCCCGUUCAGCCCGUGUCCUGCCCCGUUCUGCCCGUGUUGCCAUGUUCUGCCCGUGCUGCCCCGUUCUGCCCGUUUGUGCCCUACCCGUGCUGUCCGUACCCGUUCGUGCCCCACCCGGUCUGUGCUGCCCGGUCUCGUGCUGCUCGUCACUCCCGUGCGGCCCGUCCCGUACAGCACCUAGUUGCUACCCGAACCCGCUACCCGUACCCGUGCUCCUCGCACACCGUGCACCAGCUGCGGGGCGUUCAACCGCAGCCGGGCACCUGUUCCACCGCGGUGGUUCAGAUGCUGCUUGGUGGUUGCUGCUUGUCAGCUUCAGAGGGGGCCCCUUGCUUGUGUUCCCACGCCCUGUAA
Closterium sp. NIES-65 is the source of this 1707-nucleotide messenger RNA. The record is from the annotation of a GenBank genome assembly. NCBI's taxonomy places the organism in Eukaryota, Viridiplantae, Streptophyta, Zygnematophyceae, Desmidiales, Closteriaceae.